This is a messenger RNA of Gossypium arboreum, 953 nucleotides long. RefSeq lists its product as uncharacterized. The record is from RefSeq and is a predicted model, not a curated record. The transcript is spliced from 3 exons. Lineage: Eukaryota; Viridiplantae; Streptophyta; Magnoliopsida; Malvales; Malvaceae. The coding region runs from base 153 to 794 and encodes 213 amino acids.
UGUUCCCAAUUUUUUUUAAAAAAAUGAAAUGGUGGACUGCGGUUUGUUCACGGUAUGUAACAUUUCCAUUGAAAUUCCUUACCAACUACCACCAUGAAAGAGAUCUCUAUGUAACAUUUCCUCCAAAUCCCUAAUUCUAGUAAAACCGGGAGAUGGCUUGGUUAACACGAUUCUUGACGGCGGUGGCUUUCUUUGCCGUCGGAGUAAUAUUCUCGCCGGAGACCUUUGGAUCAAAAUCCGACGACUCAAUUUCACCCAUUCUCUCUACUUCUAUUAAACUAGCUCAUCUCCUCUGCUUCGCAACCGCCUGGGGCACCGCCCUUUGGGUCACUUUCAUCGGCGGUAUCCUCAUGUUCAAAUAUCUGCCAAGGCAUCAAUUUGGUAAUCUGCAAAGCAAAAUGUUCCCUGCUUAUUUCUCGAUGGUGGGGGUUUGUUGUGCCGUAUCGGCGGCGGCGUUUGGUUAUAUGCAUCCGUGGAAGUCGGCGACCACUACCGAGAAGUACCAGCUUGGCUUUUUAGUGUCUGCUUUUGCUUUUAAUCUCAUAAAUUUGUUCGUUUUCACUCCCAUGACCAUUGAGAUGAUGAAGCAUAGGCACAAGGUAGAGAGAGAAGAGAACAUUGGUAAUGAAAUUGGAGGGUUAAAGAACCACGAAGUCGCGAAGAAGAACCCAAAGCUCGCAGCCAUGAACAAGAAAUUUGGAAUGAUUCACGGGUUAUCCUCGCUUAUUAAUCUUAUGUGCUUUGGUGUUCUGGCUAUGCACACAUGGUACUUAGCCGGUAAGCUCAGUCUGUAGGUUGUACUUCACUUUUACAUGGUUGUAUGUGUUUUAUGUUGGACAAACUGUUCCAAAUGCUCAUGCUACAACUCUGUUAAAUCGAAAUACAUGUUAAGAGAACAAGUUUAAAUCUUGUAGCAGAAAAAAUAAAAAUACAAAGCUACUCCGCUUUUCCUA